This is a messenger RNA of Lactuca virosa, 1474 nucleotides long. Lineage: Eukaryota; Viridiplantae; Streptophyta; Magnoliopsida; Asterales; Asteraceae. The record is from the annotation of a GenBank genome assembly.
AUGUCGGUAGUGGACCUUGCGACGUGUCCUCCACCCACGAUGGACCGACUCAAACUUCCAAUACCAUUGCUCCAGCUACCCAUCUCCUUCCUUUUACCGUUUCAUCCCUAUCUUCUACUCUCCACCGCCUUUUCACCUAAUAUCGAUGUCUCCGCCGCUAACUUCCCACAUAUGCAAUCGGUUUACCAAGGUCCUGGUGGAAGUGGAGUGUCGCAUGUUGAGGAUUCAAGUGAGCUUAAGAACGGAUUUGCUCCACUGAAUCAGAUUUUUUGUUUGUUUCGUUUCGUUGCAGAUUUAAUGAAGAUUUCAACACUUCAAACUUCUGUUUUAAAUUACCUUUCAGUAAACCCAGACAACAAAGCUUACUUCAAAUCAAGAUUUAGAGUGGUAUCAGCCACUUGGUCAGGAAGAGGAAUGAACAAAAACCCAUUCAUUAGAAUCAAGAAGCACAAGGAUUUGGAGGAGUCAUUUGAGAAUCCUCGGGGUCAAGGUUAUGGCCAUGGAGAUCUUGAAAUGGGAACACAAAAUAACUCGAAUUCUGCAGAGUUAGGGUUGGAUGGUUUUUUCAAGAAGGUUCAAUCCAUCGAAAAACAAUAUGAAAAGCUGAAUAAAUUACUCAGAAAACUACAAGAUGCUCAUGAGGAAUCCAAGGCUGUAACCAAAGUUGCUGCUAUGAAAGGUUGUUCCUAUUUCAUGGAGAAAGAUGUGGAUGAAGUUGGAAAGGUUGCCAGGUUUAUUAAAUUGAGGAACUUGACAAGGAGACAGAAGCCUGGAUGUGGAAAGGGAACUGGAGUUGACCGGUCAAGAACAACAACUACACUUUCUUUAAAGAAAAAGUUUAAAGACAAAAUGUCUGAAUUUCAGGCUCUAAGGGAAAGUAUUCAUCAAGAACAUCGUGAGGUGGUUGAGAGGCGUGUGUAUACAGUAACGGGAACCAGGGCCGAUGAAGAGACAAUCGAUCAACUCAUAGAGACAGGAGAUAGUGAACAGAUUUUUCAGAAAGCAAUUCGGGAAAAAGGGCGAGGACAGAUACUUGACACCCUUGCAGAGAUCCAAGAACGCCAUCAUGCAGUAAGAGAAGUAGAAAAGAAGCUUCUUGACUUGCAACAGGUGUCAGGUGCAGUAGACCAUGUGCAAGAUGGGAACAAAGCUCUUUACAAAGCCAAGAGUCUACAAAAGAAUUCAAGGAAGUGGAUGUGCAUUGCUAUUUUGAUUUUACUCAUUAUUGUUGCAGUAGUUGUAGUUGUUGUUGGUGUGCUCAAGCCAUGGAAAACUAACAAUGGUGCUUAGUUACAUACACCCAUUUAAGAGUUUGAGUUUGAGUGUGAGGUCUUAUUAUUAUUAUUAUUAUUAUUAUUUACCCUAUUCUUGUGUAAAUUGAGAGCAUUUUUAUUUUUUAUUUUUCAAAAUAUUGACUUGGUGUUGUCUUUAAAUGUGUUUGACUGUACUUGUUCAUUUGGAAUUCACAUUUUCU